Molecule: messenger RNA, 795 nt
Organism: Triticum turgidum subsp. durum (durum wheat)
Lineage: Eukaryota; Viridiplantae; Streptophyta; Magnoliopsida; Poales; Poaceae
Source: the annotation of a GenBank genome assembly
AUGAGCAGUCCACCGCAGUACGCAGAUGUCUCCUCCCUCCUGGCAGCUGCGGGUGGCCACCAGCCGCCGCUCGACGGCCGCGUGGCCAUCGUGACCGGUGGCGCUGGCGGCAUUGGCGCCGAAGUCACCGCGCACCUCGCAUCCCUCGGCGCUCGCAUCGUCGUCGGCUACAUCGGCGACUCGGCACCCGCGGACCAGCUGGUCGCAUCCCUCAACGCGGCCGCAGGCAGCUCCGGGCCACGUGCGGUCGCGGUGUGUGCCGACGUGUCGGACCCUGUGCAGGUGGAGCGUCUGUUCGACGCGGCGCAGGCGGCGUUCGGGCGCGACCUCCAGAUCGUGGUGGCGGCCGCCGGGUUCCAGGACGCGGCGUACCCAGCCAUCGCGGACACCGAGCCGGAGCAGUGGGAUCGCGCCUUCGGAGUGAAUGCGCGCGGCACGUUCCUGUGCUGCCGGCAGGCUGCCCGGCGGCUCGUCAGAGGCGGCGGCCGGCGGAUAGUCACCUUUUCUUCGUCGAACGUUGCGUCGCUCCGGCCAGGGUAUGGCGCGUACGUGGCGACGAAGGCGGCCGUGGAGGCCAUGACCAAGGUGCUGGCCAAGGAGCUCGCCGGAACUGGCAUCACGGCCAACAGCGUGGCGCCGGGGCCGGUCGCCACGCCCAUGUUCUACGCCGGGAAGUCCGAGGAGCGCGUGAGGGUCGUCGCCAACGAGUGCCCCAUGAAGCGCAUCGGCGAGCCAGCGGACGUGGCGCCGGUGGUCGGCUUUCUGACGCCGCCGGGUGGAUUAACGGCCAGGUGA